AAAAACACACCCGAGUAUAAGACCCACGCGUUGUGGUCCACAGCUGCUUAUUUGUUUUCUGAGUGUCUCAUCGAACGGACCAAUCUUGGUGUGCUGUUUGUACCUACAUCCCGGGAACUACUUUCACUAUCGUCUGCACUCGUGAUUCGCGAAACACGCCCAUAGAUUGUCACAACAUCACUCUCAAGGAUAUACAGUUCGAUCGGGUUCGUCGCGUGUGACUUGAGCGAAGCGAAGAUAGUGAUCUGGAGCAGUGUCAGUGGACCCCGGUUUAUAACCCCAUACGAUAAUCGUCGCCGAGGUCAGGAGAACAAGCGAUGAAGAGUUUAAUAUUGCUGAUCCCUCUCGUAGGGCUCCUAUCGCUGACCGAUGCCCAGUAUGGACCAGCACCACCCCGGAUCAACAUCCCCGGAGCCAUCCCCCUGCCAGUAGUACGUGGCGUGCCGGUUCGUGAGGAACGAGUGCUUUCCCAUCCGGGCCCAGUGCUGCGAGUGCGUCGGCCGGGUUCGAUCCGUCCUGUGAUACCAAAUUCGAUACCCAUUUCUACCCCCAAGUUUCUAGCGCCAGAACCUAAACCCGUUACCGAAGACCACGGAGAACACGAAAACUCCCAACCAUUCAUUUCGAUUAUCCACACCUCACCCACUCCCCAACAGCACUCCAUCCCCGAAGAUUUAGACGAACGUGAAAUUCAACAGAACAUCCUUUCCCGCUUCAACUCACAGGAGAACAGACCAGCCCCGAUUCCCCGGGCUCAGAUUCCGGAGCGAUUCUUCUCGACGGAUAAGGAUGUCUCAACCAAUGCGCAACGUUUCGCCGUAUCAUCGGAGCGUCCAUCGGCACCUGUUCCCGCUCCAAAGCAGUACCGCCCGGCACCACAACAGGUCAUCUCCAGGCCAGCCCCGGCACGUCACCAGCAAGCCCACGACGAAGAACGACCACACAGCAGACAACAAGCGGAGGACGAGCGCCGACGUAAGCCAGUAGCACAGAUUUUGAGAAAAUGGCGCGAGGAACACGAGGACGGUUCCAUCACCUGGGGCUUUGAGAAUGAUGACGGUUCGUUCAAGGAGGAAACCAUUGGCAUUGAUUGCGUUACCCGCGGUAGCUACGGAUACGUCGAUCCUGAUGGCGAAAAACGCGAAUACAGCUACGAAACCGGCAUCCUGUGCGAUCCGAACAAGCGGGACGAAGAGAACGAGGAAGAAUUGGAAGAAGAGAUUCGCAACGCUGGCAAAACGAAACGACCCAGCCAGCCGCAGUUCAAUAGAAACUAAGACUUCUUAGAAAAUCCUAACCGACGAAAUACUAUUCAUCUAUUAAAAAUUUCUCAUCAAAAAUUCACUAGCUGCUGCGUUCGUCAUUAGGAUUGUAUUUAUUUUACUUGUACGACUUAAGAUUUCUAAUAAAAAAG
Molecule: messenger RNA, 1414 nt
Organism: Topomyia yanbarensis
Lineage: Eukaryota; Metazoa; Arthropoda; Insecta; Diptera; Culicidae
Exons: 3
Coding region: 318-1277 (319 amino acids)
Cellular component (GO): chitin-based extracellular matrix
Molecular function (GO): structural constituent of chitin-based larval cuticle
Source: RefSeq, a predicted model, not a curated record